AUGGGUCUUUUAACAUUAGGAAAUCCUUUGACAUGGGAUGAAACUGUGCCAUACUUAGAUUAUAUCAAAACUCAUGGAAUAUCUCAAUUUAUUAAUUUGUAUAAUCGUCUUAAAAAUCGUCAAGGUGACCAGUUAAAAUGGGGUGAUGAAAUUGAAUAUACUAUUAUACAAUUUGAUCAUCAAAAUAAACGUGUACAAGUUAGUUUGAAAGCACAUGAACUUUUAAAAAGACUUAAUGCUCAAGAGGAGGUUAAUUCUGUUGUUGGAAUGGAAAAUAAAUUUUUAUGGAGACCUGAAUUUGCUGGUUAUAUGAUUGAAGGAACCCCAGGUGUACCAUAUGGUGGAUUAUUAGCAUGUUUUAAUCUUGUUGAGUAUAAUAUGAUGCAUAGACGUUCUGAAGUUACAAAAAUGUUAAAAAGUGGUGAAUCAAUAAUGUCUAUUAGUUUUCCUCUUUUAGGAACACCAGAUUUUACCUCACCAUCAACUCAUAUUACAUACAAUGAUGAAAAUGGAGCUGGUAGAAGUAUUUUUUUUCCAGAUGAUGCCAUUUAUUCAGGUCACCCACGUUUCAAAAAUUUAGUUCGCAAUAUUCGUAGUAGAAGAGGUGAAAAAGUAAAUAUUCAAGUACCAAUAUUUAGAGAUAAAAAUACUCCAAUACCUUUUAGAGAAAAACUUCCUGUAUCUGAUGAUGAAGAUGCUAAUAAACAUGUUAAAGAUGAUUUUAUAUAUAUGGAUCAUAUGGGAUUUGGUAUGGGAUGUUGUUGUCUUCAAGUAACAUUUCAAGCUUGUAAUAUUGAUGAAGCAAGAUAUGUUUAUGAUCAAUUAACACCAAUAACACCAAUUUUAUUAGCAUUGUCUGCUUCAACACCAAUAUUUCGUGGUUAUCUUGCUGAUGUUGAUUCACGUUGGAAUAUUAUUUCAUCAGCUGUUGAUGAUAGAACAUUUGAAGAAAGAGGUCUUACUGAUACUAUUUCACCAAAUAGAUUUCGUUUAGAAAAAAGUAGAUAUGAUUCAACUGAUUGUUAUAUUGAUUCAUCAUCUAUACCAUAUAAUGAUAUACCAUUAUGUUAUGAUGAAAAAAUUUAUAAACAACUUCUUGAUGGUGGAAUUGAUGAAGCAUUAUCUAAACAUAUUGCCCAUAUGUUUGUAAGAGAUCCUCUUCAAGUUUUUAGAGAAAGAAUUGAACAAGAUGAUACAAAAUCAACAGAACAUUUUGAAACAAUUCAAAGUUCUAAUUGGAUGAAUAUGCGUUUUAAACCACCUCCACCAGAUGCAUUAGAAAUAGGUUGGAGAGUUGAAUUUAGACCUACAGAAGUUCAAUUAACAGAUUUUGAAAAUGCUGCAUAUUGUUGUUUUGUAGUACUUUUAACAAGAGUUGUCAUUUCAUAUAGACUUAAUUUUUUAAUACCAUGUUCAAAAGUAACAGAAAACAUGGAAAUAGCACAAAAAAAAGAUGCUGUACUUAAUGAAAAGUUUUUUUUCCGUAAAAAACUUUUUAGUUGCCAAUCUACUUCAGAAGCAUCACAAAUAUGUGAAAAAGAUGAUAUUUAUGCAAAGAUGACAGUAAAUGAAAUUAUUAAUGGUGAUGGAAAAGAAUUUACUGGAUUAGUACCAUUAUUAAAACAAUUUUUAGAUUCAGCUGAUAUUGAUGUUGAUACAAGAUGUACAAUAUCUCAAUAUUUAAGUUUUAUUCAAAAAAGAGCUUCAGGUGAAAUUCAUACAUUAGCUCAUUGGAUGAGAGAAUAUGUUGAUAAACAUUCUGAUUACAAACAUGAUUCCGUAGUACCACAAUCAACUAUAUAUGAUAUGUUAACUUGUAUGGAUGAAAUUUCUAAAGGAAAUAAACAUUGCCCAAAACUUCUUGGAUGUUAUCGCUCCAAAACUGAUCAUCUUAUUCCUAAAGCUGUUAGAAAAUUUGAAGAAAGUCUCGUAAUUCAAAAAGCAUUACGUAAACAUUAA
Messenger RNA from Strongyloides ratti, 1959 nucleotides. RefSeq names its product Glutamate--cysteine ligase catalytic subunit. Gene Ontology annotation, biological process: glutathione biosynthetic process. The record is from RefSeq and is a predicted model, not a curated record. Gene Ontology annotation, cellular component: glutamate-cysteine ligase complex. The coding region runs from base 1 to 1959 and encodes 652 amino acids. Gene Ontology annotation, molecular function: glutamate-cysteine ligase activity. The transcript is spliced from 3 exons. Lineage: Eukaryota; Metazoa; Nematoda; Chromadorea; Rhabditida; Strongyloididae.